Molecule: messenger RNA, 1335 nt
Organism: Lachancea sp. 'fantastica'
Lineage: Eukaryota; Fungi; Ascomycota; Saccharomycetes; Saccharomycetales; Saccharomycetaceae
Source: the annotation of a GenBank genome assembly
AUGGCUUUCAUGACAUUCAAAAAGCACACUGUGGGGCUUAUUUCGGCAAUUAUCCUUGCUUGUCUUGUGUCACCUAUUAAAGGUAUGGAGAUGGACGAUACAUCGGAAUACACAAGACCUGAGAUUGUAGAUGCUGGAUCCAAAACGGCUCACUGGUUGUGCACCCUUGGUCUGCUUCUUAUCGUGCCAUCAAUAGCAGCCGUUUUCUCCUUUGCUGGGAAACUGUAUCUGUCAAUGUUUUUGCAGUUCGUUUCGAUGGUGUAUGCUGUGAUAGAGGCCUUGAUUCUGAGAUUUCCUGACGGCGAUGGAAUUGAAAACCGCACUUCGAGGGGCACUGCUUGGUUUCUGGCGGCUUUGCUGGGGUCAUCUGUUUUAUUUGGAAGUUUAGCCAGCGGUACUGGUGCUCUGGUUAAAAAUAAAAGGCUACAGUCGUUCGUCACCAAAACCGGGGAAUACAACCUUCACGUCAUUCACAGAACACUGUCUUUUGCAGUUGUGCUGACUGGAUGGGUCAAAAGCUGUCUGGCUCCCGUUGCUAUGUUUGGCUUUUGUCGCGAAAUUCACACCGGCCAGUGCAUCGCACACGGUGUGAUGGGAUCUGCGUUUGUUGUUUAUGGCUUUGUUUAUUCUAUGGUGUUAGUUUUACCCUGGAUGCGCAAUCAUGAAGGCCCCUACUCACAAGACCGCAUAGAUAGCUGGGUUAUGUGCGCGUGGGGUAUAGUAAAUACGUUCACGGAGCAUCGUUGGGGCAGGGAAGGCUGGAAUCAUGGCGACUACCAACACACUGCUAUGGGAAUUAUAUGGUGGGCUGGUGGACUUUUGGGAAUUUUUCUGUCUCGCGGAGGCAGACGGACGUUUGUGCCGAGCCUUCUGAUAAUUUUCACAGGCUGGGCUAUGUCCGAGCACAGUCAACACCUGCUGAUCAGCACAAAGGUCCAUGGCCUCUUCGGCUUGGUCCUAAUGUCGGGAGGCGCAUUGAGAAUAAUAGAAAUCUCGUUUCUGCUCAGAGACAAAAGAUCCGCGGGCGAAGUGAUGUCCUUUCAGUACCUCGCGCCCUUCUGUCUGGUAUGCUCAGGUAUUUUGUUCAUGAGCGCUAACGAAGAGCAACUGAUUCUCGUGCUAAGGCUAGGAGCCGAUCAUAGUGCCUACAGUCUGGUCAUAAUAUCUGCUGCAUUUGUCACGUAUCUGUGGAUUCUACUUUGUCUAGAGUUUUACCUCAAGCUAGUGCUCGCAGCUGAAAAAAGUCCACUAAACUCCUAUAAAGCAAGGGAUGCCGCUGAGUUUGAGUUGGACAACCUCGAGGACCUGAACAGUGGAGACGAAGACAGAGCUUAG